Lachancea mirantina is the source of this 1245-nucleotide messenger RNA. NCBI's taxonomy places the organism in Eukaryota, Fungi, Ascomycota, Saccharomycetes, Saccharomycetales, Saccharomycetaceae. The record is from the annotation of a GenBank genome assembly.
AUGUCUAGUGUCACUAUAGAAUACCAGUUCAAGACGUAUAAAUGCAAAGUAGAUGGUGGGUCGAAUUUAAAGGAAGUUUUGGUGAAAAGUGUAGCAAAUUUUAAGUUAGGAAGCGAUUCGAUUUGGAGUUUGAUACAUAAUGGGAAAGAACUGCCGUUAGAACUGCCAUGGCGAUUGUUGAAUUUACCGAACGGUGUGAAAUUAGCGUUACAGGUGAGAUCCGAGAAGGCGGUUUCACAAUUUCGAGUUAAAUUCCAGAUUGUAGGUGUUGGUAGUAGAGUGGUGACUGUUAAAGGAUCUCAAACGAUUUUGGAGGCAUUAAAUUGUGUGGUAGAUGACAUAGAAAUGGAGAUUGAUGUACAGACGGCCAAAUUGCAAAUUUUUAGUACCAUUGUUGAGUCUAAAGAUUUCGGUACAACGACCUUUUCCAUGUUGGGUAUUAUCGGCGACGUCAGUGCGAGAUUGAUGUUUACUGGGACACCAGUAAGGUCAGAAUCAGCCGCGUCAGCCGCAUCAGUUGCUUUGGCCGCUCUACCAGAUUCGAAAACAAUUAAACAUGAACAAGAAUCGCCCAAGCAGCAACCCAUCGCACAAGACAAGCCCGUUGAUCCCGUGAACAAAUCUGUCCCUGAGCUCUCACGCAAACCACACGCAUUGAUUCCACCUGCAGAAUUUUCAGGCUUACAUCUUGCACAGCCGGAAGAUACCGAUUACGAAAUGUCAUUAGAACAAGCUAGAAAAUACCAGGAUAUGCUUUCGCGAAACGCCAGACCCACAAACGGGUUCCUAACCAAGCGGCUUCGAGAGAAACAGCAACAAGACGUAGCGAAACCGGUGGAAGUCUGCAAUGUUCGUGUUAGGCUACCAGAUCGUACCCACAUCGAGGCGUCGUUUUCCGCCAAUGAUACAAUCGCUGACGUUUACAUGAUAAUAAAGAAUUCGUUACGAGACCCUGAUAUCGAUUUUCGUUUGUUCCACUCGCAUCCGCAUAAAUUAAUCCGUAAGGAUAACGCUAGACUAGUUGACGACCUGCAAUUUAGCUCAAAGACACUGUUGGUCUUUGAGUCCCUAGCCUCUGGUCCCUAUCUGAAGAAGGAACUAUUAGAUUCCGCUUCAGAUCUUACAAAUUUAGAACCGACCGCAGAUAGCCAAGACCUCAAGAGUGACGAGCAGAAACCAACAAAACAGUCAAAACCUUUGACAUCUGGGAAAACACCCAAAUGGCUCAAACUGGGUAAAAAAUAG